AAACACCCCCUUUCCAUGGCUAUAAAACUCCCACCUACUGCUCCCCUCUGGAAACGCCAGAACGCUCCUCCAUCUCCAUCCCAAGGCUUGAACCCGAAGCCUCUGCCGCCGCUGCUGCCUCCUGUAGACCUCUCUGAGGUUUCGUGCCGCGCUGCGCCGGUCGUCCGCCUGCAAGCAAGCAAAGCAAUGGGGUGUAAGGCGUGCGACAAGCCCAGACCGAGCUACCGGAAGGGGCUGUGGUCGCCGGAGGAGGACCAGAAGCUCCGCGAUUACAUUCUCCGGCACGGCCACGGCUGCUGGAGCGCCCUUCCCGCCAAAGCCGGGCUCCAGCGGAACGGCAAGAGCUGCAGGCUGCGGUGGAUCAACUACCUGCGGCCGGGGCUGAAGCACGGCAUGUUCUCGCCGGAGGAGGAGGAGACGGUUAUGAGCCUCCACGCCGCCCUCGGCAACAAGUGGUCGAGGAUCGCACGGCAUUUACCGGGGAGGACCGACAACGAGGUGAAGAACUACUGGAACUCGUACCUCAAGAAGAGGGUCGAGGGCGGCAAGGAGGCGCCCGGCUCGCCCGCACCGCCGGCGGCGAACUCCGCCGCGGAGUCAGACGGGUCCCAGAGCCCGAGCCAAGGGGAAGUCAGUACGGCGCAGGAACGGGCCGGCCGGCCGUCGAACUCCGGCUCGUCGGAGCCGCCGCACGAGUCGUCGUCGGCCGACUCGAGCUGUCUGACCGUGACCGAGCCUCCCGCCUGCAGGGCCCACGCGCCCGUGGCUCCCAAGGUGAUGUUCGCAGAUUGGCUCAACAUGGACUACAUCGGUGGCCAGGUGGCGGCGGCGGCACCUGGCCCGGAAGCCGCGGGGGUGGUUGGUGCAGGAGGCGGCGAUCAUCGUCAGGUGAUGAGCCAGGGGUCCGCGCAGGUCGAUGGGCCACCUGGCGUGGAGGAUCCCCUGCACGGCGGCUUCGGCGACAACGGCACCUGCUGGGAGUUCCUGGAGCAGUUCGACAGCAUGGAUCAGAUGCAGGCCGGCGGCGGGUUCUGCGACCUGCUCUCCAUGACCGAGUUCUUCGGCCUCAACUAGAGCAUCGCCAAGGGAUAAGGAGGAAUUAUAGAGUUUCUUGAAAUUUGUUAGACAUUUCGUCAGGUUUAAAGGCGCGUUUGUAAUGCUGCAGUGUAAAUUAUGGCCGUAAUGUAAUGUAUGUAUAGAGCAAUCAAUUUGAGAGCAUGUA
Messenger RNA from Aegilops tauschii subsp. strangulata, 1222 nucleotides. RefSeq lists its product as uncharacterized. NCBI's taxonomy places the organism in Eukaryota, Viridiplantae, Streptophyta, Magnoliopsida, Poales, Poaceae. The record is from RefSeq and is a predicted model, not a curated record.